Messenger RNA from Cordyceps fumosorosea ARSEF 2679, 759 nucleotides. RefSeq lists its product as hypothetical. The transcript has a single exon. Lineage: Eukaryota; Fungi; Ascomycota; Sordariomycetes; Hypocreales; Cordycipitaceae. Bases 1 to 759 code for a protein of 252 amino acids. The record is from RefSeq and is a predicted model, not a curated record.
AUGACCAGCUUCACGUACCGCGAUGGCAUCGCCGUCCUGCAGCUCAUCGCCUUCAUCCCGUGCCUUCUCUUCGCCACCGUCCUGUGCUUCAAGCAGGGCAUCCGCGCCGUCUCCGCCUGCUGGCGCUUCCUCCUCAUCCUCGGCCUGCUGCGCGUCAUCGCCGCCAUCUGCCAGCUGCUGCUCAUGACCCACGACGACCGUAGCAUCGUCGUCACCAAGCUCACCUGCGACCUCCUCGGCAUCGCCCCGCUGACCCUCGCCGCCGUCGGCCUCCUCCGCCGCGUCAACGAGACGGCCCUGACGCUACCCAAGCGCGUCUUCCUCCUCGUCGACCUCGUCAGCCUCGCCGGCCUCGGCGUCGGCAUCGGCGGCGCCGUCGAGGCCGUCGACAGCAACACCAUCCCGUCCCUCCUCAAGAUCGCGCUCGCCCUGUUCGUCGCCUGCCUGGGGCUCAUGUUCUGCAUCCUCGGCUGGCUGACCGCCUCCGUCAGCCUGCUGCCCCGGAACGAGAGGGUGACGCUCUACUCGGUCUACCUCUGCGCGCCGUUCCUCAUCGUCCGCAUGGUCUACGCCUGCAUCGGCGACUUUGGAAACGAUCCUCGGUUCAGCAUCUUUAACGGCGAUCCGACCAUCUUCCUCUGCAUGUCGGUCCUCGAGGAGAUUAUUCUCAUGAUCAUCUGCCUCUACGUCGGCUACAUGUACCCGCCCACUGCUCUCAAGAGCACCGCCCCCAAGCCUCGCUACAUGAGCGAAGCUUGA